CUGGAUGCUUACAUUCCCAAUACUCGUACUCGAUGUAAGCAACGGGCGAAACAGCUUGCUGUUGUUUGGUGUGUCAAAACUUGUUAUAAAUCCACCUCUCAAGCCGAUACUGGUCAACUUCUCAUUUUUGUUUGCACCUGCUCUGUCCUUGCCCACGUCUUCCUGUUGCGUAAACCUUUCCUUUCCUUGCACUUAAUUUCAAUAGGCGACCUUUGCCCUUGUCAUGUCUCGGGCACAAUUCUUGCGAGAGUAUAAACUUGUCGUCGUGGGCGGUGGUGGGGUUGGUAAAUCGGCCCUCACCAUUCAGUUCAUUCAAAGCCAUUUUGUAAGAGAAUAUGACCCUACUAUUGAAGACUCGUAUCGCAAACAGUGCAUCAUCGACGAUGAGGUUGCUCUUCUCGAUGUCCUGGAUACAGCUGGCCAAGACGAAUAUAUCGCCAUGCGUGAGCACUAUAUGCGUACUGGUGAAGGCUUUCUCCUCGUCUACGCUAUCACAUCGAGGGAUUCCUUCGAAGAAAUCAAUACUUAUUACCAACAGCUCCUUCGUGUCAAAGAUGGUCCUUGCCCAGUGAUCCUAGUUGGAAACAAGUGCGACCUGGAAUACGAGCGACAAGUGGGCAUGAAUGAGGGACGUGAUCUCGCCAAACACUUUGGCUGUAAAUUCAUCGAAACUUCUGCAAAAACCAGGCUCAAUGUUGACGAUGCUUUCAAUAACAUUGUUCGAGAGAUUCGAAGAUUUAACAAGUUACAACAAACUGGUCGACCUCUCAUGGCUGGUUCUGCCGCCAGCAAACCUGAAGCCUACAGUAAUGGUAACAGAGGUGAUGGUUUGAACGAAGACAACCAUGAUGGAUGCUGUUCUGGCUGUAUAGUUGCCUGAUCAUCACCGCCACACUCGGACAUCCAUAGACAGCGCAAUAAUCACUAGCAUAACCCACUCAUCUUAUACAGCCCGAGGGUGCUGCCUCUCUUGUAUCGAUUAUAACCGCCUUUUAUUCCCCGACCUUUCAAGACUGACGAUGUGAGCUGGUCACCACUGCUGGACAUUGGAGAUGCGUGGAGUGUACAGUGGAAUUUGUGGUAAAGCAUUACCAGCAUAUAUGUAUGUUUAUUACUACACAGGCCCUCGCUCCCAUUGUGUACCAUGAGACGAGUCUUUUUCUGUAACUGAGUACUCUUGAGCAACGAUCACUAACUGUGUUGUGGAAAAGGAUGGACUUACGUGGUGGCUUUGUCACGUCUUCCUUGUUUACAGCACGAAUGGAAUCGACUCCCAGCUCAUAUGAUCCGGAAACACCACUGUUGCCACCAAGUAGUGAUAUACCGACAGUGCGGAUGCGUUCCC
Molecule: messenger RNA, 1345 nt
Organism: Serpula lacrymans var. lacrymans S7.9
Lineage: Eukaryota; Fungi; Basidiomycota; Agaricomycetes; Boletales; Serpulaceae
Exons: 7
Coding region: 224-880 (218 amino acids)
Biological process (GO): signal transduction
Cellular component (GO): plasma membrane
Molecular function (GO): GTPase activity; GDP binding; GTP binding
Source: RefSeq, a predicted model, not a curated record